UGUCUUCAUUCAUAUUGUGGGUUUACACUUACACUCUAUUGGUUUCACUAACUGUCAGUCAUCGACUCACGAGGUUCCAGAGUCACUUCCUGAUUUUUUGCAAAGACAACGCAACAACAACUUCUCUUCGAUCUGUUGAAGUGCAGAGCGAUCCACCCAAAGAAUGCAGCAGGAUGGAGCCCAGUGCUGGGCCGUCACUUGGGAUCUUCAGUAUUCUGCUUUUCCAGUUCACUAUGAUCCUACUACAGCCGUUCAGAGUGACGUCAGAGUUGAUUUGUUCUGAUCAGCCAAUUGUAGCCCUGGCUGGUGAUGAUGUCAUUCUACCGUGUCAACUUCAACCUGCAGUCACUGUCAGUUCUGAGAUGCUGCUGUGGAUCAGACCUGGUUUGGACCCAAAGUAUAUCCAUGUCCACAGAGCUGGACGACCAAUGUUAAUGGGUCAGAACCGAUUGUAUUAUAACCGCACAGCUGUGUUUGUGGAUCAGCUGAUGAACGGAAACGUCUCCCUGAAACUCUUCAGAGUGAAACUCUCUGAUGCAGGACGAUACACCUGCAUCAUUGAUUCAAAGCAGAUGGAAGCUUCUGUCCAGCUCACUGUGGGUGCUGCCUCCACACUUGUUGUUAACAUAACAGGGUUUGACAGAGGAGGAGUGGUUCUACAGUGUAAGUCUGCCGGCUGGUAUCCAGAACCUGAGGUGUUCUGGCUGGACCGUGAGGGAAACCUCCUCUCUGCUGGACCUACAGAGACAGUCAGAGGUCCUGAUGACCUCUAUACUGUCAGCAGCAGAGUGACUGUGGAGAAGAGACACAGCAACAGCUUCACCUGUAGAGUCCAACAGAACCACACCAACCAGAUCAGAGAGGCACAGAUACAUGUUCCAGAUGAUUUCUUCAUGGUCCCAUUGCCGAUUGCCGUUACUGUUGGUGUUGGUGUUGUAGCUGCAGUCUUGUUAGUUAUCGGACUAUGUUGGAUAUUCUACUACAGGAGGCAGCAGCAGGAUGAUGAGAAAAAGGAAAGAAAAAAGAAAAGAAAUCAGAAGGUCAAGAAGCAUGAUGUCAAUGAGAAUUCACGUGAAGACGAUCCCAUGUUGAACCUGGAGAAGAAGCUACUGGAGGAUCAGGGAGGCCAACUGGAAAGGGUGGUCGUCCUGUAAGGAUGUUGGUGCAGCGCAUGAAGUUAAAGUACUGCAUCGACUACCAUAAGGAUAAUGAUGUCAAAGUAUGACAUCAUAUACAUUAAAAUGUACUACCUCACGUACAUUUAUGAUAAUGAUGUUAAAGUAUUACAUCAUGUACCUUAAGGAUAAUGAUGUCAAAGUAUGACAUCAUAUACAUUCAAAUGUACUACCUCACGUACAUUUAUGAUAAUGAUGUUAAAGUAUUACAUCAUGUACCUUAAGGAUAAUGAUGUCAAAGUAUGACAUCAUAUACAUUCAAAUGUACUACCUCACGUACAUUUAUGAUAAUGAUGUUAAAGUAUUACAUCAUGUACCUUAAAGAUAAUGAUGUCAAAGUAUGACAUCAUAUACAUUCAAAUGUACUACCUCACGUACAUUUAUGAUAAUGAUGUUAAAGUAUUACAUCAUGUACCUUAAGGAUAAUGAUGUCAAAGUAUGACAUCAUAUACAUUAAAAUGUACUACCUCACGUACAUUUAUGAUAAUGAUGUUAAAGUAUUACAUCAUGUACCUUAAGGAUAAUGAUGUCAAAGUAUGACAUCAUAUACAUUCAAAUGUACUACCUCACGUACAUUUAUGAUAAUGAUGUUAAAGUAUUACAUCAUGUACCUUAAGGAUAAUGAUGUCAAAGUAUGACAUCAUAUACAUUCAAAUGUACUACCUCACGUACAUUUAUGAUAAUGAUGUUAAAGUAUUACAUCAUGUACCUUAAGGAUAAUGAUGUCAAAGUAUGACAUCAUAUACAUUCAAAUGUACUACCUCACGUACAUUUAUGAUAAUGAUGUUAAAGUAUUACAUCAUGUACCUUAAGGAUAAUGAUGUCAAAGUAUGACAUCAUAUACAUUAAAAUGUACUACCUCACGUACAUUUAUGAUAAUGAUGUUAAAGUAUUACAUCAUGUACCUUAAGGAUAAUGAUGUCAAAGUAUGACAUCAUAUACAUUCAAAUGUACUACCUCACGUACAUUUAUGAUAAUGAUGUUAAAGUAUUACAUCAUGUACCUUAAGGAUAAUGAUGUCAAAGUAUGACAUCAUAUACAUCAGAUCGUACCACCUCACAUACAUUUAUGAUAAUGAUGUUAAAGUAUUACAUCAUGCAUGUUUACGAUAAUGAUGUUAAAAUGUACUACAGUGUCAGACUUUCUCUACAUUAAGUUUGUCAUGUGUAGGUUUGUGUUUCUUUGUGCACCCUCUUGUCUCUGAGCCUGUCCAGGGUCUCUCCUCUCUCUGCUUACAGCUAAUGCUUUAUAAAGCUGAAAACACUAAGGUUGUGUUCAGACCAGGCUGCUGCAAUUUACUCAUCUAAAAAAAUAUAUAGAUUAAACUAAUUUGUGCCAGUGAAAAGACAGCAAAGGAGAAUGUUGAGAGGUCUCUGAACUGUUUUGUUUUCAUGAGUUAAAAUAUCAGAUUGUUGUUUCCUUGAUGUCACGAUAAAUGUCACUUUAAAAGCCUGAUGCAAAACGUUACAGAGAAACAUAAUGCAGACGAUCAGUCAACUCACUCAUUUGUAAAAAAAAAACUGGAAAUGUUUUAAAGAUGGAAAAUUCAGUCUGUCCAACAGGAUACUAAUGUUUAGCUAAUAGUUUACCUGCUCUUACUGUAGUUCAUCACUGUAGCUUGUGUCAACAUAUUGUGUGAUUUGUAAGACCUUUUUUCAUUGAAAAAUAAAUAAAUGAUCAUAACCCGUC
This is a messenger RNA of Acanthopagrus latus (yellowfin seabream), 2864 nucleotides long. Its product is annotated as butyrophilin subfamily 3 member A1-like. Bases 174 to 1154 code for a protein of 326 amino acids. The record is from RefSeq and is a predicted model, not a curated record. The transcript is spliced from 6 exons. NCBI's taxonomy places the organism in Eukaryota, Metazoa, Chordata, Actinopteri, Spariformes, Sparidae.